Molecule: messenger RNA, 552 nt
Organism: Osmerus eperlanus (European smelt)
Lineage: Eukaryota; Metazoa; Chordata; Actinopteri; Osmeriformes; Osmeridae
Gene: fabp6
Product: fatty acid binding protein 6, ileal (gastrotropin)
Exons: 4
Coding region: 78-461 (127 amino acids)
Biological process (GO): fatty acid transport
Cellular component (GO): cytosol; nucleus
Molecular function (GO): fatty acid binding
Source: RefSeq, a predicted model, not a curated record
CCUUACUUUUCCCUGCUUGACCAGGAAGCUCUCUGACUCUCUGUUCCUCUCCUCCAUCUAUCAGACCUCUCAGCAUCAUGGCCUUCGCAGGCAAAUGGGAAACUGAAUCCCAGGUGGGAUACGACGAGUUCUGCAAGCUGCUUGGCAUCCCUGAUGACGUCAUUGAGAAGGGGCGUGAUUACAAGCUGGUCACGGAGGUGACACAGAGUGGCAACGACUUCUCCUGGACGCAGGUGUACCCUACCAACGCCAAGGUCUGCAACAAGUUUACCAUCGGCCAGGAAUGCAACAUGGAGACCAUUGGAGGGAAGAAGUUCAAGGCCACGGUCACAAUGGAAGGGGCCAAGCUUUGUGUCCAGUUCCCCAACUACCACCACACGUCUGAGAUCAGCGGAGGAAAGCUGGUGGAGACCUCCACUGCUGGCUCUGUGACUCUGAAGAGAACCAGUAAGAAGAUCUAGACACUCGCAGUACAACUCCACAAUAACAACAACCAGUGACCUCAAACUACUGCCAAAUAUACAGUUGAAUAAACUAAAACUGUACUGUCAA